Messenger RNA from Mycena indigotica, 3432 nucleotides. RefSeq names its product DNA-directed RNA polymerase subunit beta. The record is from RefSeq and is a predicted model, not a curated record. Gene Ontology annotation, biological process: DNA-templated transcription. Gene Ontology annotation, cellular component: RNA polymerase III complex. The transcript has 16 exons. Lineage: Eukaryota; Fungi; Basidiomycota; Agaricomycetes; Agaricales; Mycenaceae. Bases 1 to 3432 code for a protein of 1143 amino acids. Gene Ontology annotation, molecular function: DNA binding; ribonucleoside binding; DNA-directed RNA polymerase activity.
AUGGAGGUAGACGGCGACGAGGGAAGUGGCUGGGACCAGCUCACAGGUGGGAGCUGGCACGGCUUGGGGCUUACAGACCCCAUAAAAAGCGUUGAAGACAAAUGGCUGCUUCUCCCCGCGUUUCUCAAGGUCAAAGGCUUGGUCAAGCAGCACAUCGAUAGUUUCAACUUUUUCUGCAACCAUGAUAUCAAGAACAUCGUCAAAGCUAAUAACAAGGUCACCUCCGAUGUGGACCCGCGUUUCUGGCUCAAGUACACCGACAUCAAUGUCGGUAUGCCAGACCGCAACGACGGCAGUUCCGUUGAACGCAAAGUCACGCCCCAUGAAUGCCGCCUCCGCGAUAUUACCUAUAGUGCCCCAAUUUCUGUCACCAUCCACUAUACGCGAGGGAAAAAUAUUGUCCAGCGAACGGUCAAUAUUGGGAGGCUGCCGAUAAUGCUCAGAAGUAGCAAGUGUUAUCUGACGGGGAGGACCCAUGCAGAGCUCGCGCGGAUGACAGAGUGCCCAUUGGACCCAGGAGGCUAUUUCGUUGUCAAAGGCACGGAAAAGGUCAUUCUAGUGCAGGAACAGCUCAGCAAGAAUCGCAUCAUCGUUGAGUUAGACACGGUCAAGAAUAUCGUUCAAGCCUCCUGUACCUCCUCUACCCAUGGCGGACUGAAAUCCAAGACUUAUGUUGCAACCAAAAAGGGCAGAAUAUAUCUCCGCCACAACUGUGUUCAUGAAGACAUCCCAAUCGUCAUAGCCCUCAAAGCAAUGGGUAUUCAAUCUGACAAGGAAAUUCUUCUCCUCACUGCGGGAACGACGGAAGCAUAUAAGGCCGCAUUUGCUGCUAAUCUGGAAGACGCUGCGAAACUUGGAGUAUUCACUCGGCAACAGGCACUUGAAUAUAUCGGCUCGCGGGUGAAAGUAAACCGCAAGGUUAUGGGACCACGGAGACCCGCCUGGGAAGAGGCACUUGAAGCUCUAGCGACUAUUGUGCUCGCCCAUGUCCCUGUCAAAGGGCUUGAUCUAAGAUCAAAGGCCAUCUUCGUUGCGACCAUGACGAGGAGAGUGCUUAUGGCUAUGGAGGACGAGAAAAUGGUUGAUGAUCGUGACUACGUAGGCAACAAGCGUCUUGAAUUAGCUGGACAGCUUCUCGCGCUGUUAUUUGAAGAUCUUUUCAAAACUUACAAUGCCAACCUUAAGACUGCCAUUGACAAGGUUCUCAAAAAGCAAUCGCGGACAAGUGAAUUCGACGCAUUCAACACCAUGCAGUUCCAAGGCGACCAUCUCACUUCCGGUUUUGUUCGCGCUAUCUCAACAGGCAAUUGGUCGUUGAAGCGGUUCAAAAUGGAGCGGGCAGGUGUGACGCAUGUACUUAGCCGCCUCAGCUUCAUCUCAGCUCUUGGGAUGAUGACCAGAAUAUCCUCACAAUUCGAAAAGACGCGCAAAGUCAGCGGUCCGCGUGCGCUCCAACCGAGUCAAUGGGGCAUGUUGUGUCCGAGCGAUACUCCAGAGGGCGAAGCGUGUGGAUUGGUAAAAAAUCUAGCCUUGAUGACGCACAUCACCACCGAUGUUGAAGAGCCGCCUAUCGUUCAGCUUGCCUUCAUGCUUGGAGUUGAAGACAUCAGCUUGGCUACUGGCACUGAGAUCUAUGGUCCACAUACAUUCGUGGUGAAUGUAAAUGGAACCAUCAUCGGUCUCACCCGUUAUCCCGCGCGUUUUGUUGCCCAGUUCCGACGUUUGCGGCGCGCUCGCCGUAUCAGCGAGUUCGUGAGCGUGUUCAUAAACCAUCACCACAAGGCGGUCCAUAUUGCCAGUGAUGGCGGUCGAAUCUGUCGGCCCAUGAUCAUCGUGGAAAAUGGGCGGCCUAGAGUUACCCCAGAACAUAUUGCUCUACUCAAAAAAGGCACUGUGGUAUUUGACGACUUUUUGCGCAAAGGGCUCGUGGAAUAUCUUGAUGUCAAUGAAGAGAAUGACGCUUAUAUUGCCUUAUACGAAGCCGACAUUGUCCCCGCAACAACUCAUCUGGAAAUUGAACCGUUCACAUUACUUGGUGCCGUUGCAGGCCUCAUUCCUUACCCACAUCAUAACCAAUCUCCGCGAAACACAUACCAAUGUGCGAUGGGUAAACAAGCGAUCGGUGCUAUCGGAUACAACCAACUAAAUCGUAUCGACACACUGCUAUACUUGUCCGUCUACCCGCAACAACCGAUGGUCAAGACCAAGACAAUUGAACUUGUCGGUUAUGACAAGCUCCCUGCGGGACAGAACGCAACAGUUGCUGUCAUGUCUUACUCUGGGUAUGAUAUCGAGGACGCCCUCAUCUUGAAUAAGGCCAGUUUAGAUCGCGGCUAUGGCCGAUGCCAGGUUUUGCGCAAGAAUGCGACCCUUAUCCGGAAGUAUCCCAACGGCACGUUUGAUCGUCUAGCAGACGCCCCAGUCGAUGAGAACACGGGCCAGAUAGCAAAGAAAUACGACAUCAUCCAAGCUGAUGGAUUGGCUGGUGUGGGAGAGCGCGUUGACCCGGGCGACGUCUACAUCAACAAGCAGACCCCGACCAACUCAACAGACAAUUCCUUCACUGGGCAGGCGGCAGCUGUUCCUUAUCGGAAUACCCCGAUGAGCUAUAAAUCACCCGUUGCAGGAAAUAUCGACAAGGUUCUAAUUAGCGACACAGAGAACGACCAAACACUCAUCAAAGUCCUCAUCCGUCAAACACGACGCCCAGAGCUAGGUGAUAAGUUUUCGUCGCGGCACGGGCAAAAGGGUGUGUGUGGGUUGAUUGUGAACCAAGAGGACAUGCCGUUCAAUGACCAAGGAAUCAACCCGGACACUAUCAUGAAUCCCCAUGGGUUCCCUUCUCGGAUGACCGUUGGAAAGAUGAUCGAGCUUCUUGCGGGAAAGGCCGGUGUCUUGAGCGGCAAACUACAAUACGGCACUGCUUUUGGUGGAUCCAAGGUUGAAGAUAUGAGCCGGAUCCUUGUCGAGAACGGGUUCAGUUACGCGGGCAAGGAUAUGCUGACAAGUGGCAUCACUGGCGAGCCACUCGAGGCCUACGUAUAUUUCGGACCUAUCUACUAUCAGAAACUGAAGCAUAUGGUUAUGGACAAAAUGCACGCUCGUGCCAGAGGGCCUCGGGCUACGUUAACUCGGCAACCUACCGAAGGUCGGUCUCGCGAAGGAGGACUGCGACUCGGUGAGAUGGAACGCGACUGUCUGAUUGGGUAUGGUGCUACGCAGUUAUUGCUGGAACGCUUGAUGAUUUCGUCCGACAAAUUCGAGGUCAAUGCGUGCAGCAAGUGUGGGUUGAUGGGCUAUAACGGGUGGUGCACUUAUUGCAAGAGCUCCAAGCAAAUGGCCCAACUCACCAUUCCGUAUGCAGCUAAACUGUUGUUCCAAGAGCUGAUGGCGAUGAAUGUUGUUCCCCGACUGAUACUUGACGAUGCUUGA